AUGAAUAAAUCUUUGUUAUUCAUUUCAUCGAUUGUACUCUUUUGUCAAUUCUUUACAUCUUGUAAUGCUCAAACUGGAACGGUUAAUAGUGUUCAACUGAUUGGAAAUGUUCUUACAUUUACAGGAUCAUUUAACUAUAAUGGUCUUGCCCCAUACGUAGCACUCAACUCUACCGAGCAAUCAAAUGGUAUCGUAUGUCCCAUUAUUAGAUACACUGAUCUUAUUGUUGAAUGUUAUAUUCCAACGGCCAACUAUCAACUUGGCAGUAUAAACAUUUUAUUCAGAAUUGGCGGUCCAGUUGAAUAUAAAACUGUCUUUAAUAUUCCAACUUCUACACCUUAUAGAAUUAAUAAUUAUACUGUUACUGAUGAUACAAUCCAAUUGAAUGGAUUCUAUGGUCAAAUUAAUCCAAGUAUAAUCACUAUCAAUGGUACCGCCUGUAAUAUUACAAUGUACCACUCAUCGAUAAUUACAUGUCGUUCAACUAUUUUCCCAUUCUUGCCAAAUGGUGAAAACUACCCUAUUUCAAUCAAAGGAUUAUAUUAUUCCUAUGAAUUAAUAACUGAUAUCAUUGCUGAUUUAGAUCCAUUAAAUAUUAAAUUAAAUAGUGUAAAUGUAUCUAGUAGUCAACAAGUAGUAUUAAAUGGUAUGUUUGGUAAUUACUCGAAGAGUAUUACAGUUAAUAUUGGUGGUACCGAUAAAGUAUGCAGUAUCAAGUCCAACACGACCAAGACUAUUGUCUGUACACUACCAUCUUCCAUUCCAACGGGUACCUAUGUCUUAUCGUUCACUUCAGCAUCGUACACUAGUGUCAUUGAUGUGUAUUUCCCAACCUAUGAUCCAGCUGCAAAUACAUCUUCAUCGUCUGACCCAACAACUACAGGUAAUACAACUGGCUCUGCAUCUUCAACUUCAACUUUUACAUCAUUCAUUUUAAUUUUUAUUUUAUUAUCUUUUUCGGCAUUACUAUAA
This is a messenger RNA of Cavenderia fasciculata, 972 nucleotides long. RefSeq lists its product as uncharacterized. Bases 1 to 972 code for a protein of 323 amino acids. NCBI's taxonomy places the organism in Eukaryota, Evosea, Eumycetozoa, Acytosteliales, Cavenderiaceae. The record is from RefSeq and is a predicted model, not a curated record. The transcript has 4 exons.